Dovyalis caffra is the source of this 846-nucleotide messenger RNA. The record is from the annotation of a GenBank genome assembly. Lineage: Eukaryota; Viridiplantae; Streptophyta; Magnoliopsida; Malpighiales; Salicaceae.
AUGAACCAACAACAGCAACAAAGGCCUCAAGAACCCAUCAAGUAUGGAGAUGUGUUCUCCGUGGGAGGUGAGCUUGCUGAGAAGCCAGUGGCACCAGGAGAUGCUGCAAUGAUGCAAAAAGCAGAGAAUGUAUUAAUGGGGCAGACUAAGAGCGGUGGUGCUGCCUCAAUGAUGCAAUCUGCUGCUAUGAGAAAUGAGAGAGCUGGUUUUGUUAGUCACAGUGAUGUGAAUGAUGUUGCUAGUUAUCAGGGAGUGAGUGUCACUGAGACUGAGAUGCCUGGGAGGCGUAUAAUAACAGAAGCAAUUGGUGGACAGGUCGUUGGGGAAUUUAAUCAAAGGGCUCCAUCAGUGCAGUCACCACCACCAACAUUCCAACAGGGUGAUGGUGGGAUCACUAUUGGUGAAGCACUUGAAGCCACUGUCCUGUCAUGUGGAAAGAAGCCUGUUGAAUGGAGUGAUGCUGCAGCAAUACAAGCAGCUGAAGUAAGAGCCACUGGCCGGACAUCCAUUAUCCCUGGUGGUGUUGCUGCCGCAGCCCAGUCAGCAGCAACCAUCAAUGCCAGAUUGACAAAUGACGAGGAGAAGAAAAACUGGCUGAUGUUCUUGCAGUUAAAAGGACAGAUUGAAAAGUUGGCUAUAUGGAUAGAUGAGGGUAUUAAACCAGAUGCAACUUCAAAGUUACCAACAGAUAAGCCGGCGACUAGAAAAGAUGCUGAAGGGGUGACAGGAGCAGAAAUGAGGAACCAUCCACUCUUGACGACACAUCCCGCAGGUGUGGCUGCUUCUUUGGCUGCUGCUGCUAGGCUCAACCAGCAGAAUGGCACUAAAACUAAGAAAGAGUCCUAA